AUGCCUACUGUUACUAUGGAGCGUGUGGAAAUGUUCUCAGCAUGUCAUCGCCUUCAUUCGAAAGAAUUGAGUGACGCUGAAAAUAAAGAGACUUUUGGAAAAUGCAAUCAUGUAAAUGGUCAUGGUCAUAAUUAUGUUUGGAAGGUUAAACUGCGUGGAGAAGUCGAUCCAGUCAACGGGAUGGUUUAUGAUCUGGCAAAACUGAAAAAGGAAAUGAACCUUGUUCUGGAUACUGUAGAUCAUAGAAAUCUGGAUGUAGAUGUAGAGUUUUUCAAGACUACAGUAAGCACAUCUGAAAACGUCGCAAUCUACAUGUACGAAACGCUGAAAUCAGUGAUGUCGAAUCCAUCGGUUCUAUACAAAGUGACCAUUGAAGAGACACCGAAAAACGUUUUCACUUAUAAAGGAAAAUAA
This is a messenger RNA of Caenorhabditis remanei, 414 nucleotides long. RefSeq lists its product as uncharacterized. The record is from RefSeq and is a predicted model, not a curated record. Bases 1 to 414 code for a protein of 137 amino acids. NCBI's taxonomy places the organism in Eukaryota, Metazoa, Nematoda, Chromadorea, Rhabditida, Rhabditidae. Gene Ontology annotation, cellular component: mitochondrion. The transcript is spliced from 3 exons.